AUGGGGGUGAAAGAUCGCCCGCAGUGUUAUUUUGAUGUAGAGCUCAAUCGGGAGCCAGUUGGGCGAAUUGUUUUUCAACUUUUUUCAGACAUUUGUCCCAGGACCAGCAAAAACUUUCUAUGUUUGUGCACUGGUGAAAAGGGAGCCGGCAAAAUAACAGGGAAAAAGCUGUGCUACAAAGGCUCCACAUUUCACCGAGUUGUAAAGAACUUUAUGAUCCAGGGUGGCGACUUCACUGAAGGGACCGGAAGAGGAGGAGAGUCCAUAUAUGGUGGCUACUUUGAAGAUGAGAAUCUAACUCUUAAACACGACCGGGCCUUCCUGCUGUCUAUGGCCAAUCGUGGGAAGGAUACCAACGGUUCACAGUUCUUCAUCACAACCAAGAUGGCACCUCAUCUUGAUGGAGUCCAUGUCGUCUUUGGCCUCGUCAUCUCCGGGUUUGAGGUGAUUAAGAAGAUCGAGGGGCUAAAGACUGAUUCGGCGAGCCGGCCAUACGCCGAUGUUCGGGUGGUGGACUGUGGGCAGUUGAUCACCAAGUCUGCUAAUGACAUUCUGGAAGGGAAAAAUAUAAGGGCAUCCCAUUCCACUGACUCUUCUGUCAACUCCACUGAUUCAUCAUCUUCAAGUUCCUCUUCUGGGGAGUCUGAGAGCGACUCUGAGAAGUCCAGACACCGCAAGCGCAAGAGACACAGAAAGAUUCAAAGGUCCAAAAAGCGAAGGAGACUGUCCAAUGACGAGAAGAAUGUUGACAUUGAAACUUCGAAACAACGGUCCUUUGAGUCUACCGAAAAAGAGAUGGUAGACAUGGAAGGAGAGAAGGACCACGGCGGGAAGAGGGAAAAACUUGUCGUCCGACCAGAGGAAAUCCCACCUGUGCCCGAGAACCGCUUCCUGCUGCGACAGGACAUGCCAGUCCAGAAGAUAAAAGUGGAGAUAGUUGAGAAAGAUGAAUCAGUACUUGAAGCUGAACAGAAGCCAGCGGUCUCUAAGUCGGGACGGAAGAUCAGAGGCAGGGGAACAAUUAGGUAUCACACACCCACCAGGUCUAAAUCCCGAUCUGCAUCGGUGGGAGAGCGUGGGAGCAGUGAAACUCCGCCCCACUGGAAAGAAGAAAUGAUGCGGAUUAAAACAUAUCAGCCUUCGAGUGUUGAGAGAUGGAGCAAAGGAGACCGAUGGGAAAACAAAAGUGACUCACCGCGAUCUCGAUCCUCAGAGUAUUCAUCAGGCCGGAGCUCAUUGAGGUCCAGCCCGCCACGGCCGCUUAAGAAAGAGAAGAAAAGAGCCAAACACAAGAAAAAGAACAAAAAACGUAGGCGCGGAAAAAAGAGAAGCCUAAAGAGCAAAUCGCAAGAACAUUGUGCAUCUGAAGGGGAAAGAUCACCCUCUUCAAGAACGUCCAAUAUUAGAACAUCUCGUUCCUCAUCAAGUCAACAGUACACGAGACGGCGGUCCUCUGUUUCCCGGUCAUACUCCCGAUCGCGAUUAUCUAGUCGAUCCAGGUCUCGGCCAAGGUCUUAUUCACGAUCUAGGUCUUAUUCACGAUCCAGAAGCCUGUCCCGCUCUAGAAGUUACUCCCGGGAUCCAUCCAGAUCCCGGUCCUAUUCUCGCUCAAGGUCCAGACACAGGUCCAGGUCGUUUACACCAAACAAAAAAAGGAGUUUAUCCAGAUCUCCAAAGAAGCAGAAAGCCAGCAAGUCCAAAACGGAUGCAACCCUACAUGUAUCUGGGAAGCAUGCCGAUAGUAAAGUCCCACCAGGAUCCAGACUGCUGUCUGUCCCAACUACAGAAAACGUCCCCGUUAUCCCACUCAGUGAUAGCCCACCCCCCUCUCGCUGGAAGCCCGGUCAAAAGCCCUGGAAGCCCUCUUAUAUUCAUACACAGAAUAGUAAGGCCCCCAUAACUUCAGUGAAUAUUUCUUCUGUGGGAGAAUCAGUUUUGGGGAACUCUCAGAGUUCCAUUGUGGAAAAAUCUUUGCCAGGUGUCUCUGAAAAAGACAAAGUUGUCACACAGCGCUCACCCAACCCAUCUACUAGAAGCAAGUCCUACAGCCGCUCAAGAAGCCGCAGUGUCAGCAAAUCCGUCUCCGGAUCUCGUCACAGCAGUGGCUCAGACUCUGUUCACUCAGAACACAAGAAAAAGAAAUCCCUUGACAAAGAAUGGAAAAAGUAUUACCGUUCUCUGAAGAGGAUCAAGAAUAUCGACAAGUAUGUUUCAGUUGCCCUUGCUGAAAACGUCCUGUCAGAGAAGAAAGCAGGUGUAGAGCCAAGCCCUGAUAAAGCUGUGCCAAAAGGAAGUAAAGAGCGAUGUGGCUCUCAAGAUGAAGAGACAGUUGAUUAUGCUUCAUUGCAGGUGGAUAGCUUUAAUAACAAAUCUGGGUGGGAUAGUGAUAGUGAUAAAGUGAGCCAAAGCAACAGUGAUUUCCUGUCAAAGCAUCAGAAAAAAUCUGGCAUUAUGCCUGAUAAGAAGACCUCUGCCCUCACCGGUUGGAAUUCUGAUAGUGACCCUGAAAACAUAACAACCAGAACACUGGUGCUAUCAGAGAAAGAAGAAGGUGAGGCUAGUUCUGAAUCCGAACAGGAGAACAAAAAAAUGACCCUGAACGCUGUGGAAGCCGCAGUUCCUUCAACGUCUGGCCUCCCGCAAGCGAGUCUAAAGAAGUCCUUUGAGCCAGAAAAGCACAAGAGUAAGAGGAAGUCCAAACGGAAGCACAAGCACAAGAGUAGAGAGGGGAAAAGUGGGUCCCAUCACACGAAGGACAAGAGCAAAAGAUCCAAAAAGAAACGUCAGAAGCUAAAAGAGACUUUUCACUGGCAACCACCUUUGGAGUUCGGCGAGGAAGAGGAGGAGGAGGAUUCAAAGAGAGACAAACGUAGCCCGACCGCUGCAGGCGUGAGGAGCGACAAAGACCAAAAUGCACCCACUCUAAAUAAGAAUCCAAAGAGAGAGGAAAACGGGUCUCUGCUGAAAUAUAGAGAAUAUAGUAAUAGAAAUGCCAAACUUCCUGAGUGUCAUCCUCAGCAGUCUAACAAAAAUGGUACUAACACAUUCAGUGUCAAAGAGGAGAACUCUACCGAUGAUAUGGACAUCUGUACUCCCGAACAUGACACUGAAGCUACAGUAGAGGCGCACACGGUGAACCCACCUGAAAAACCCCUCAAAACUACCUCACAUUUUCCGACCAAGGCGAGUAAAGAUGCCCAAGCACAGCUGCAAGGUCUCGAACAAACCUCUCUUAUCACCACAGAUACGGAAAAACCAACCAGCACUGUGAUCAAUUUUAAAUGGAGGCCUUUGAAAGGAAUGUCUUCACUGCACAAUGUGAACGCAGCGCAGGUCAUGUCCAAAAACAUGCACGCACAGCAGAGCCAGAUGACCAAUGCUCAGGGAGUGCGCAUGGAAAUUAAGAGCAAGAACAGGGUCCGACCCGGAUCGCUUUUUGAUGAGGUCAGGAAGACUGUGCGACUCAACCAGAGGCCCAGAAACGAGGACAGCUCUGGCGAAGAAAGUUCAGAAUCAACAGGUGCAAACAGAGACGACUCCCGGAGGAUGUCGCGCUCAGACACGCGGCGGUCUCGCUCGACUUCCAGUCAAUGCUCUCAAGCUAGUGGCUGGUCACACUCCUACAGCCGGUCCAGGAGUCGAUCGCGCAGCUCCAGCUACUCCUCCAGGGGUCGUAGCAGGAGUCGACGGAGACAUGAACGGUCACGAAGCAGCACAUAUAGAAGCUAUAGGAGCCGCAGCCGCACAUACAGUAGAAGUCACUCCAGAAGUCGCUCAUAUAAUCAUCGAAGGAGAUCUAGGUCUCCAUCCUCUGACAGCUAUUCCAGUCGGAGCCGCAGUGUGAGCCAUAGGCGAGGGCGCCACAGAAGUGACAGCUACCGGAGUUCAGACCGAAGAUCUCGGUACUCUCACUCCUCCAGUCGCAGUUCAUCCAGACGCCGGAGUCGCAGUCGGAGCAGCCGCUACAGCUGA
This is a messenger RNA of Nerophis lumbriciformis (worm pipefish), 3972 nucleotides long. NCBI's taxonomy places the organism in Eukaryota, Metazoa, Chordata, Actinopteri, Syngnathiformes, Syngnathidae. The record is from RefSeq and is a predicted model, not a curated record.